GUCUAGCUCGUCUCCCUCCUCGCUCGAGCGCCUCCACAGCGCAGGUUGAUCUCCCCUUCGAUUCUCUCGCUCCCGACCGUUUCUCCUCCCAUCACCACACGAAUGGAUUCCGCCCUUCCCGUUUCAUAAUCUUCCCCAAUUCGUAACUGAGGCAAAAAUCAAGGUAGGGCGGCCGCCCUACCUUGCCCUACUGGGUCCUCCGCCCGUGGUUUCUAGGGUUUUUGGGCGUGCUCGGCCAGGUCAUGAGCUCGUCGUUUUGACCAGGGGGGCGGCGAGAGACUUAGGAGAGCGAAGAUGCUGACGGAGAAGCCGAGCUGGAUUCGCCAUGAGGGCCUGCAGAUCUUCUCCAUCGACAUCCAGCCCGGCGGCCUCCGAUUCGCCACAGGCGGUGGCGACCAGAAGGUUCGCAUAUGGAACAUGAAAUCAGUGAGUAAAGACAAUGAAAAUGAUGAUUCCAAUCAAAGAUUGCUGGCUACAAUACGAGACCAUUUUGGAUCAGUAAACUGUGUGAGAUGGGCCAAGAAUGGUCGCUAUCUUGCUUCAGGAUCAGAUGAUCAAGCUAUCCUGAUUCAUGAAAAGAAAGCUGGUUCAGGAACAUCCGAAUUUGGAAGUGGAGAGCCUGCGGAUAUAGAGAAUUGGAAGGUCGUUAUGACCUUAAGAGGGCAUACUGCGGAUGUGGUAGAUCUUAAUUGGUCCCCUGAUGACUCAACGUUGGCAAGCGGCAGCUUGGAUAAUACUGUUCACAUCUGGAGCAUGGCCAACGGUAUUUGCACUGCCGUCUUGAGAGGGCAUUCCAGCUUAGUUAAGGGGGUUACUUGGGAUCCUAUUGGAUCUUUCAUUGCAAGCCAGUCAGAUGACAAGACUGUUAUUAUAUGGCGCACAAGCGACUGGAGUCUUGCUCACAAGACCGAGGGCCAUUGGUCAAAAUCUCUUGGUUCGACAUUUUUUAGGCGGCUUGCUUGGUCGCCCUGUGGCCACUUCAUAACCACAACUCAUGGUUUCCAGAAACCUAGGCACUCAGCCCCUGUGCUUGAACGAGGCGAGUGGUCUGCAACGUUUGACUUUUUGGGACAUAAUGCGCCAGUUGUGGUGGUGAAGUUUAAUCACUCAAUGUUCCGUAAGAAUUUAGCUACUGGUCAAGACGCGAAAGUUGCACCAGCUGGAUGGGCCAAUGGAGCAUCAAAGGCAUCAACAAAAGAACAUCAACCAUAUAACGUUAUUGCUAUUGGAAGUCAAGACCGAACUAUUACUGUUUGGACUACAGCAAGUGCCCGACCAUUGUUUGUUGCAAAGCAUUUCUUCACUCAAAGUGUGGUUGAUUUAUCUUGGAGCCCUGAUGGUUAUUCCCUUUUCGCCUGCUCUCUGGAUGGUUCGGUUGCCAACUUCCAUUUUGAAGCAAAGGAGCUCGGGUACAGGCUAAGCGAUUCCAAACUGGAUGAAUUGAAGAGGAGUAGAUACGGUGAUGUUAGAGGGAGGCAAUCAAAUCUAGCUGAAAGCCCUGCGCAGUUGCUGCUAGAAGAAGCAUCAGUGAAACAAUUGGCUGGCAAGAAGGCUACACCCGGUGUCCAGCAAUUUCAAGUCCCCCCCAAAGUUUCUGCAGAUGUACCUAAACCACCUCCUAGUGUGCAAAAUCAGAAAGCUCCUGAAACUCUAGCUGAAGACGAGAAGAAAACAGCAGGUCAAGCGGCUGAUGACACUAAUAAAGUUCCCCGUGUAUCUAGUCCGGUGAAACAAAGGGAAUAUCGACGUCCUGAUGGUCGGAAAAGAAUAAUACCAGAGGCAGUUGGAUUUCCUUCUAACCAGGAGAACAUAUCAAAUCGUUCUCAGAAUCAAGUUGUUGAUUUCUCAUCCCUAGAUCAGCGAAUGCGCCCCGGAGAGAAUGGAAUAAGAUCAUCCUAUGGUACUACAGGUAACUGUAAUAACUGUGGAGUUAGGGAACGCUCUGGCGUCACAGCAAGGGCUAACAUUAGUGAGAGUCUUGUUAUUCAAAAAGCUUCAGCUAAUACUGGCAAUGAUGGAAGGUUGAGUGUUGAACAUGCUGGAUCUGGAGUUCCAGGCUCUCUAUCAUCCUGCUCUGAGCUUUCUAUCAAUGUAUCCAAUAAUAAGGACCAUGAAGAUUCUUUGUCAGUUUGCCUUGAAGCAAAGCCGGUAGAACGUUCUGCAGGUGACGUGGUUGGGGUUGGUGGUGCCUUUUCUACAAAAGAAACUGAGAUUAGAUGUACAAGAGGAACAGAAACUCUUUGGUCAGAUCGCAUUUCUGGAAAGGUUACUGUCUUAGCCGGUAAUGCAAACUUCUGGGCAGUUGGCUCUGAAGAUGGUUGCCUGCAGGUUUACACAAAAUGUGGAAUGCGAGCAAUGCCAGCGAUGAUGAUGGGCUCUGCAGCCGUUUUUAUAGAUUGUGAUAACUGCUGGAAAUUGCUUCUGGUAACAAGGAGAGGUUUAAUGUACAUCUGGGACCUCUAUAACAGGACUUGCAUUUUGCAAGAUUCUUUGGCUUCUUUGGUUGCCUCUCCAGAUGAGGCAUCAGCAAAAGAUGCUGGCACAGUAAAGGUUAUAUCUGCCAAGUUCUCAAAAUGUGGCUCGCCCUUGGUUACCCUUGUCAACCGUCAUUCUUUUCUCUAUGACAUGAACAUGAAGUGCUGGCUAAGGAUAGCCGAUGAUUGUUUUCCAGCAUCAAAUUUUUCUAGCUCACUUAACUUGGGUUCUACUCAAGGUGGAGAGCUAGGAAAGUUGCAGAUCGAUUUAGGAAAAUUCAUGGCUAGAAAGCCUAUUUGGAGCAGGGUUACAGAUGACGGGGUGCAGACACGUGCCCAUCUCGAGACCCAGCUAGCAGCUUCAUUGGCUUUGAAGUCUCCACAAGAAUAUCGUCAAUGCCUCCUAGCAUACAUAAGGUUUUUGGCAAGAGAAGCAGAUGAAUCUCGCCUACGUGAAGUUUGUGAGACCUUUCUUGGUCCUCCCAUGGGCAUGGUUGAUGCUACAUCUACCGAGGCGAAGAACUCAUCGUGGGAUCCCGAUGUUCUUGGAAUGAAGAAACAUAAACUUCUCAGAGAAGAUAUACUUCCUUCGAUAGCAACCAAUCGCAAAGUUCAGCGGCUGCUCAACGAGUUUAUGGACCUGCUGUCGGAGUACGAAGGUGCUGAGGCAAAAAUUGAUAAAAUGGACGUGACACCUCCAGCAAUAGAAGCCAAGGACACGGGCGUAGCAAACCAAUCCUAGUAUGUCUGCCAUUGCCCAGCCUGGUUGCUGGAGAUUUAUUACUGACCCCUCCGUAAGCAUAGGAAAAUUGCAUACAACAUAUCUGUUUUGAGAACUUGCCAUGGUGGUUUGAUUCUGCAUGUAGUUGGUAGCCUUCCUGUUCAUCAAGGUGACCUGGGCGAAGCACUAUUAUUAACCAGUCUUUAGCUGCGACGCGCCUGUGUAACGGUAGAAAGAAAGCGAGGUCACUUGAUGAUUGUGUGACCGUAUAUCUGUCGGAAGGUCAGAUGAACUGAUGUUUCUUUUUUGGGUCCAUAGGCAAGAUCUUGAUUUUUACUGUACUUUUUA
Messenger RNA from Brachypodium distachyon (stiff brome), 3543 nucleotides. Its product is annotated as protein HIRA. Gene Ontology annotation, molecular function: nucleosome binding; protein binding. The coding region runs from base 295 to 3216 and encodes 973 amino acids. Gene Ontology annotation, biological process: DNA-templated transcription; regulation of DNA-templated transcription; chromatin remodeling. Gene Ontology annotation, cellular component: HIR complex; nucleus. The record is from RefSeq and is a predicted model, not a curated record. Lineage: Eukaryota; Viridiplantae; Streptophyta; Magnoliopsida; Poales; Poaceae. The transcript has 10 exons.